Molecule: messenger RNA, 369 nt
Organism: Prunus armeniaca (apricot)
Lineage: Eukaryota; Viridiplantae; Streptophyta; Magnoliopsida; Rosales; Rosaceae
Source: the annotation of a GenBank genome assembly
AUGCUGCACAAAGAUAAUUUUGCCUGGACGACAGAAGCCGAGUCAGCAUUUCUGAACCUCAAGGCUGCUCUCAUGACUACGCAUGUGCUAGCCCUGCCGGAUUUUUCCAUGUUAUUUGUGGUUGAGUGUGAUGCAUCUAAUGUGGGAAUUGGUACCAUUCUUUCCCAGGACAAACAUUCAAUCGCUUAUGUGAGUAAGGCUAUCUCAGAUAAGCAUAAUAGCCUAUCUGUGUAUGACAAGGAGAUUAUGUCAGUUGUAUUUGCAGUUCAACACUGGAGACCAUACCUCAUCGGCUGCCAUUUCAAGAUCUUGUCGGAUCAUCAGACCAUCAAGUAUUUUUUGGAGCAGCGAAUCACCUCUCCAACAUAA